Messenger RNA from Glycine soja, 1414 nucleotides. RefSeq names its product cell number regulator 1-like. The transcript has 5 exons. The record is from RefSeq and is a predicted model, not a curated record. NCBI's taxonomy places the organism in Eukaryota, Viridiplantae, Streptophyta, Magnoliopsida, Fabales, Fabaceae. Bases 258 to 998 code for a protein of 246 amino acids.
AACAUCAUCGUCCCACUUGCUUUGCUUUCAUUACAUAACCUACGCACAAAGCCACCGCAACACAACAGAAGAAUCCUCAAUUCUCAUUGUCCCUGUUUUUUGUUUGGAGGGGAAAAAAAGAUAUUCUUUCUUCUUUUUGCUGAAACCCAAUAAAGCGAAAUCGCAAAGGGUGUCUUGGAAAAGGGUGGUUUCAUUAAAAAGCAGGGAUCUUUGGGGGGGAAAGAGAAGAGAAUAGGGGCAAGCUUUGUUUUGGGGCAAUGGGAGAUUUGGAGAAGCAAGAGAGGGUGGAAGAGGAUGCGGAAGGAGAGAAGGAGAGGCUUUUGGAGGGUAUGGCGGUUUUGGAUUUUGACAUGCUUUGUUCCUCUGUGGCGUUGCAAAGUUCGCAUGGGAGUUGGGGGAAGCUUGGGGGUGGGGAUGGUGAUGAGGAGCAACAAGGUGGGGUUUUGAGGAUGUGGGAGGGUGAACUUCUCGAUUGCUUUGAUGAUCGCCGCAUCGCUUUUGAAUCUGCAUGUUGUCCUUGUUACCGAUUUGGGAAGAACAUGAAGCUAGCUGGUUUUGGUUCUUGCUACAUUCAGGCUAUAGUUUAUUUUCUUCUUGCUAUUGGUGCCUUUGUUACUUCCAUUGCCUAUACUAUCACGAGGACUCACUACUUCCUAUACCUAGCUGUUGCAUUCAUCAUUGCUGUUGGAGCAUAUUUAGGAUUCUACCGAACUCGUAUGCGAAAGAAAUUCAACAUCAAGGGUAGUGAUAGUUCGUUGGAUGAUUUCGUGUACCAUUUUGUCUGUCCUUGUUGUACGUUAUGUCAGGAGUCAAGAACACUUGAGAUGAACAAUGUUCAAAACGGAACAUGGCAUGGUCGGGGUGACACAAUAUGUAUAGGUGGAUUUAGAGAUGAAAGUAAAGCUCUCUGUGAGUUACGUCCUCCUUCUGUUGUGUCCAUCAUGCCUAAUGAUGAAAAUUGCAUGGAAAAGAGCACAGAUGUUAGCAAUGGAUCUUGAGUCAAGGUAGUGGGGAAGCUUUGAAACAAUGGUUCUUCAUGAUCUGAAUUCUAUCCCUAGUGUCUGCAGUGCAUAUUUCAUUCCAAGUUCUCAUCGAAUUUCUCGGCCAAGAGAUCAAUGUAAUGGCAGCUGCAACACAGGUUCAUACUAAGGACAAAAAUUGUUGUAUGAUGAUUCCCUCUAGGAAAUUAGGAAUGCUUAAUUAUGUUGAUUUUAAAACCAUUCCGGGGGGAGAUGUUAGCUUGCAAAUGUGCAUGCAGGGUAUGUCAUUCUCAACUAGUGGGGUCUUAUUUUUACCAAACCCCUGCAGUAUAGUUUGAUUAUAUAUUGUUGGAAGAAUGCCAUCGUAAUUGUGUAUUAUAAUGAACCAUUAUGUGUGUUCUCGCAUCAAAGUUAGGUCGAUUUUUCUUGAGGUA